Molecule: messenger RNA, 4912 nt
Organism: Cyprinus carpio (common carp)
Lineage: Eukaryota; Metazoa; Chordata; Actinopteri; Cypriniformes; Cyprinidae
Gene: znf281b
Product: zinc finger protein 281b
Biological process (GO): regulation of transcription by RNA polymerase II
Molecular function (GO): DNA-binding transcription factor activity, RNA polymerase II-specific; RNA polymerase II cis-regulatory region sequence-specific DNA binding
Source: RefSeq, a predicted model, not a curated record
GGCCCCCUGCUUGACUACUCCUGCCUGUAUCCGUCUGUCUCCUCUCACGACCCUUCCGCUCAAACCCAUAAUUCCCAGCGUCGACACAACAUGGAAGAGGCCAACAGCUGCAAGAGAACAAUGUUUUGGCUGUAAAGUAACGUAACUCAAAGAAUCGAGCGUCGGGAUUUGAAUGCUACGAGUCGGCUGUGGUCAUGUACAACAUAUUUCAUCAAUGAACUUUGGCCUGUUGAAGACCCAAGCAUGAGUAUUAUCCAAGACAAGCUAGGCAAUGAGUUUUUACGGAACGGAGUCAUGGACCCCAACUUUACUCCCAGCAUGAUCAUGUUCAGCCAUUUACCUCCAGUGACCAGCUUCACGCGCCUGACUUCGCAAACCUCCAUGUCGGAUCUGCCCCAAGAGAUGAUCCUGAAGAAGGAGCGUGACUCUCCUGACCAAGGUGGUGGCUUUAUCCACAGUAUGGGUAUCAAACAGGAGAAGCUCAGUGAUUUGGAUUACCGCCUCCCAAUGUAUGCAACAGUAACUGGAACAGCAGGAGGAAAAAGCACUGAUAUGUUGGACAUGUCGCUCAGCAACCACCAGAAUAUGCUUUUGCAUGACCUAAGCCUUAGUAACCAGUUCUCUGGAAGACUGGGGAAAGACCCAAAAGAAUCUGGGCCUAGAAGAGGGAGGAGAGCAAAUGGAGAAGGACCAGAUGGCAAAGCCAGAAGGAAACAAGGAGAUUCUGCAAAGUCGCUCAUGCUGGAUGGUGAUGCUGGGCCCCUCUCUCCCAACUCUAAACCGCAUAUAUGCGAGCACUGCAAUGCAGCCUUCCGCAGUUCAUAUCAUCUACGUAGACAUGUGCUUAUUCACACAGGUGAGAGGCCUUUCAGGUGCAGCCAGUGUAAUAUGAGCUUCAUACAGAAGUAUUUGCUGCAACGGCAUGAGAAAAUACAUAGUGGGGAGAAACCAUUCAGCUGUGACCAGUGCAACAUGCGUUUUAUUCAGAAGUACCACAUGGAGAGACACAAAAGGACGCACAGUGGAGAAAAGCCAUAUAAAUGUGACACCUGUCUACAGUAUUUCUCACGUACGGAUCGAUUACUGAAGCACAAGAGAACCUGUGGAGAAGCCAUAAAGAAAGGUCUGGAUCCAGGGAUGCUGGACCUUGAUGAUGAGGACAUGGGUCAAGGCAGCUACCUACUCACUCAGGGAAACACUAGCGCCCCACCACGCAAGAGGGGUAAGUCCAAAAGUAGCAAUGAUGGAGGAGAGCGAAGAAGGAAGAAAGGAGCAGCUGCGGGAGGAGGAGUGCAGAUGGCACAAGGACUCAGCCCACAAGACUAUGCCUUGGACAUCCCCAGCGGAUCGGGGGCAUCUUCUUCAGGGGCUCUGGAUAAGAAAAGCAUGGACAACCAGCAUGGACACACACCCAAGCUUGUCUUAAAGAAAGGUGGCCGCAAGGGAAAUGACAAGGUUGCAGUUUCUAUGGAGGAGGCCAACCACGAUCAGAAGCUGCUGAUGCAGAAGCCAGGCUCUAUGGACAUGUCUGGAGCCGGAAAUAUGGAUAAUCUCAGCCUCCUACAAACCUCCAGUGGAACCAAACAAGGAGGUACCAGCAGCAAUUAUGAUGAUGCCAUGCAGUUUUUGAAAAAGAGACGGUACCUGCAUGCUGCUAACAGUGCAGCUGACUUCAGCUCUGUCCACCUUCCACAGCCAACAGUAAUCCAGGGUGGCAUAGGAGAACCUACACUGGCCUUGCUUGACACCUCGCCUUUGGUAAGCGUUGACAAGCAUGACAAAUCAGGGAUCCCAGAUGAGGUGCUGCAGAGCCUGCUGGACCACUACAGCCAAAAAUCUGAUGGCUCUCACCAUGAUGUGACAUUCGAUCUGCAAGAUUCGCACCACGUUGAAUUGCAGCCUGCCUCUGCCACCUCUGAAUUGGGUCAGGAUGAGGGAUCUCUGGGGUCUGGAGACAAGAAUGGGGUGAUGAAUGAGUACUCCAAAUUCUUGCUUCAAACCCUGGAGAGGACCAGCCAUAGCAGCAACUUUAUUUUGGGCCCAUCUGGACCCUUCCCAAGUCUCUUGUCGUCUAGCAGCAGCCCUGCUAAUACACUCUUCCAAGAUAAAAACAUCUACACCACCUCACCACUGGAGUGUGGAUAUGGACAGCCUGUUUCUUCCCCUCUUGCACCUUCCUCUUCGACAUCCCUAAGCAAAUCCCAUUUUGGAAUGCUGGUAGGUUCUCCGUCGCCUUCCCAUGCCUCACCAUCCUCUCAACAGGCCUUUCAUCUUAGCAGUCUGGAGCCAGCCCCUCACCAGCAGCUUACCCCAUCUCAAGAGCUCACCGAACAGCUGGAGAAACAGCACUCGCCGCCAUACCCUCUCUCAACUCAGGAGCUGACCAGUGGUGGCCAGAAAGACCAGCAGUCCAAGAACAGUGGCUCUUCUACCAACAGCAGCAACAAUGGGAAUGGCACAGGUGGCAGCUCGUCAAACGGCUCUGUCUACCCUGACCUCACUCCCCUGGAGCCAUCUAAGGAAGUGGACAUGCGUUCCACCUACCAGAUAGAGAACUUCGCCCAAGCCUUCGGGUCUCAGUUCAAGUCUGGUCGCCGAACCCCACUUGGUUACGGUGGCGACCCGCGAGUGGGUGUUGCGGAGGUUGACCACAGGAUACAGCGGACUCCUGUGUCUGAAUUCUCAGGGUAUACUAGUCUGUUAGCAGAUGUCAACGAGCCAGCUAGCUCAGGAUCCAAAACCCCCACAAGCCAAAGUUACAGGUAAAGGUUAAGGGAGCACACCUGACCCUGUUAUGUGGGAUGAGGACUGUCUCCAAUGCUUCCCUCGCCUCGCUGAUUAAAACUUUUAUACACUGCCCUUAAAUGUCAGUAGAAGACGUUACCAGGGAAGGUCUUCAAGACCUCAAAUGCAAUUUUUCAUGUUCUUCUUUUUAAUGUGUUUUAGUCAUUUUAUUUUAUUAGCGUAGUGAUGUAAGACUAGAUUUAAAUGAAAUUUCCAGUGAAAUUAGAGGCUAGCGAAGGACUUUUUCAGAAAUCUUGUAUGUCUUAGCAAUCAUAGUCCAACUGUAAAGUUGAUUAAGUUAAAAAUGAAAGAUGAUUUACAAUAAUAACAGAUGUCAGGGAGUGGCCCAGUAUUCAAUGGCAAAAAAUGUAUUGUCUGUUACAAUUAUCUAAAGUAUUACUCAGGAAAAAGCAGUAACUUUUUUUUUUUUUUUUAAAUGAGGUGCACUAGCACCCUUUUUUUUUUACAGGUGUACUUUUCAAAUGACAGUGAAGAUUCUUGUUUUAGAAAUUCCUUGAAGAAAAAGACAAAGCCAAUCGGGAAUCUGCAAGGCUGGUUUGACGCUGGAGACUCUUUCCACUUCUUGUGCGUUUGUAAAGUUUGUGGUACUUCUAAUAUCAGUGUGAAAACACUUUCAUCCCUAAGGCCCUUGUUUAAAACACGCAAAAACAUGCUGGUUGUCAAGUAGGCAGAUAGAAACAUUCAAGCAUAUGUAGAUAUUUAUUUGUAGCUACAUGGAACUACAUAACUAUUGUCUCAGGGUGAGCAGUAAUUCUUAUUCCAUUGUUUAAACUUUACUUUUUGUCAGCUGACAUCACUUUGAUCUCUCAAGGAAUCAAAUAAGCACUUUUAUAAACCACCGAAAGCAAGAGUUCAGAUUCAGGACACACAAAACUAUUAUUUUUUAUGAAGAAAGCUGUGAUUUUUUUUAAAAAAAGUUAGGGAGGGAACUGCAAAUUUGCCAUAACAAAAGGGCAUUUUUGAAUAUUCAUUGGGGGUACAGGUGGUAUUUUGUUCCUUUUAUUAAAAACACUGUUUAUUGGACAUGAAUGCCACUUUUUUUAUUAUUGUUGUGGGCUUCUUUGAAGCAUUUUUGCUCUGAAGGUGUUCAGGUAUCAUGACUACUUAAGUUGGGCUGAGCAGCAACAAUUGGAGUUCUACCUCUUAUUGUGUAGUUUGAAUUUAAUGCCUGACAAAAUUGCAAGCUUCCCAUUUAAAUUAUUGCAGGUAGAAGAACCCAAUGAAUCGGAAGGACCUAAACCUGUGGUGUUUUUGUUGUUGAAUGAGCAGUGAAUUAGAGAAGGACUUCAUGUUGAGACGAGGUGUUUUCUUUCCAAUGCAAUUUUUGAUGCCCUUGGAAAGUUUGGUGGGCUUCUUUGUCUUCCUGUUUUUUGGCCCAUGCAGCAAGACUGUCUGUUGUGAGGCCUUUCUGUGAUCUUGCCCUGUUUUUAUCCCCUUGCCUUUUUACGGAAGCCUGUCCCAGAGAAAUGCUAUUGCUGUGAUGGUGUCAAGAACAAAGUCUAAAUGCUGCACUCCAAACUUCUUCCAUGCUUUUAUAAAAUGAAAAAAAGAGUGGCGUGAAUAGUAGGAUUGACCUUAAUAUACCUCAUAUCAUUGUAAAAAUGAGAAAACCAGGGACAUGUUUCAUGUAGUGGAAAUACUGUAAUAUGUGUCAGCUUAUUGUAUAAUCAUAUAAUGCCACCUGUGUUUACAGUUAAAGCUUCUUUGUUGGAAUACAAAUGUAAAUUUUUUUUUUUUUUUUUUUUUUUUUCCUGUUAAGCAGUCAUGCCAAGCAGUGUUUCAUUGUAGAGUAAUCCGUAGACUUUCAUGAUGUCUCAUAUCUCCCUUGUUUUUGUUACUUGCCGUAUGUUUUGAUAUGAUUUCUAGAGAGACUUUGUUUACAAUAAUGUACAAAAACACUAAAAAUGUUUGUUUUUAUUUUCUGAUGCAUGAUAUAUCUAUUUUUUUUCUUUUAAUGGCUUUCCUCUGGUCACUAUUGCACCAAAUGUUUGUAGCAUAUAUUGUCCCUACUUUCUAGUUUUGUCAGGUUUUGCCACAGGGCUGUACUUGUCAGAUGACUUUAUAAAUGAUUAGGUAAGCCAAUAAAAACAUUUUGUUAUAAAACAAA